CCUAACGAGAACGUAGUUAUGGGAAUGACACCAUUAAAACAGUAGCAGUGUAAUAUUUUUGUGUAUUUUGAGGCGGAAGUGAUAAAAUGAAGGUUUCCUGCUUUUAUAAAAGAAAUCUUGUUUAAUCUAAAUCCUUCACUUUCAAAUCAGUGCAGCUUUUUUGUUAACCACGAGUUGAUCAGUCUUGUGGUUAAAAUCAUUAAUUUGCCGGUUUUGCAGAUUAAAAAAAAUUAUAAAAUGUUUAUAUUCCAGUGUUGACGUCUUUCAAUCGCAUUAAAUCUCAAUUUACUUAUCAAAUUGUCAUCCUGUGCACGCGGCCAUUUUGAAUGAAUGAAAUCGUAGAGGGGAAUGUUAUUCAUAAAAUGUAAUGUGUGUUUUAUACCUCUAGUGAAUGUGUGCACACAGAAGUAAAUAAAUCAGUGCCUUACACAAAUUAAAUAUUUUGUGCUGAUACAUUGACUUACAUGUGACUUAAAAACUAAAAACUACUUGACAAGAAAAAUUCAAGGCUAAUGAAUCAAGAUGGGCGAAGAAAAUAAUGUGAAGAAAAACACUAUUUCAAAUGGUGUCAAGAUAUCAGUGGUGGAUAUAGCUAAAACGGUCCCAGAUGGGCCUCCGAAAAAGUACCAGAUGAAUUAUCCCAAAAAAGAUAAAGGGGCCAUUCCACAACCCUACUUGACGAUGUUCGCAUCGGAACUCUUAGGCACUGCCCUUCUUAUGUUUCUGGGGUGCAUGGGGUGUAUCAAAAACUUCGAUGAACCAACACCAACACAUCAUUAUGGUGGACUCACUUUCGGUCUCACUGUCAUGCUUAUUAUCCAGAGUUUGGGUCACAUUUCUGGGGCUCACUUGAACCCAGCAGUGACUCUAGCGACCGUUUUUUUCGGAAUGGUCAAACCUCUAAUGGCUGUGGUUUAUGUAAUUGCGCAAUUUGUGGGAGCCACUCUAGGCUAUGGUUUACUUAAAGUUCUAGUAUCAGAUAAAUAUGCCAAUGAGGGAUUUUGUAUGACUACACUAGACCCUCAUAUAUCAGUACUACAGGGUCUAGGGAUCGAAAUUGUGAUAACUACAGUCUUAAUUUUAAUUUGUUGUGGCGUUUGGGACAAACGAAAUGAGACAAAAACCGAUUCGGUGCCUUUAAGGUUUGGUUUUGCCAUCGCAGCGAUUUCUAUGGCAGCUGGUCCUUUGACUGGGGCUAGUAUGAAUACAGCAAGGUCUUUUGCUCCUCUAGUGUUUGGGGGAAGUUGGGCCGAUCAAUGGAUAUUUUGGGUUGGUCCAAAUGUAGCUGCUGUAAUUGGAUGUGCUCUCUACAAAUUUUUAUUCAGUGAAUCUGAUGAUGGAAAUAAAAGGGAAAGUAUUUUUCUAGAUGAUGUUUCACCUCAGUCCGCAGAUAAAGUUUAAUGGGUCCUCUAUUUUUGAUACUCUCUUUGGGAUCAGUUUUAAUGAUCAAAUAACUCAAAAUUUUCAUAUAGUUAAUAUAUUAUGUAAAUAAAUAUGAACAACUUUGGAAACUUUGUUAUUUAUGGAAAAUAUAAUUUAUUAUGAAAUUUUA
Tribolium madens (black flour beetle) is the source of this 1552-nucleotide messenger RNA. RefSeq names its product aquaporin-like. Gene Ontology annotation, molecular function: water channel activity. Gene Ontology annotation, biological process: transmembrane transport. The record is from RefSeq and is a predicted model, not a curated record. The coding region runs from base 523 to 1401 and encodes 292 amino acids. Gene Ontology annotation, cellular component: plasma membrane. Lineage: Eukaryota; Metazoa; Arthropoda; Insecta; Coleoptera; Tenebrionidae. The transcript is spliced from 7 exons.